AUGAAGUACGCUAGUUACAGAACCCAGAGAAACCCAGAAAAGCGAAAAGUGUUAGAAUAUGACAUCCUCAUCCUCAUGUUCUCCGAGGACGUCCGGUACUGUUGGCAGCUCAGUCUCAGCGGUGGUGGCCUUCUCCAUGUCCGCUUCCUUCUGUCUGAGGGCGAGGAUCUCGGCAUUCGAAGCUUCGCUGUCUCUUUGUUUCUUGUUCGAGACCUUUUUGAGUCGAUAGAACUCCUCUCUGUCGAGCUCGUCAAGCUCCGAAUUGAUGUCUUUAAGAUGUUAGUAGGCAUUUAUGAGACGCCAAUAUCAGGAUGGGGAAGUGAGCCAACAUUUGAUGGUAUUCUCCGUCCGAGGAAUGAUAACAUGUUCACUGUUUCAAAUCAGUCAUCUUGA
This is a messenger RNA of Monascus purpureus, 393 nucleotides long. The record is from the annotation of a GenBank genome assembly. NCBI's taxonomy places the organism in Eukaryota, Fungi, Ascomycota, Eurotiomycetes, Eurotiales, Aspergillaceae.